Eriocheir sinensis (Chinese mitten crab) is the source of this 3032-nucleotide messenger RNA. RefSeq names its product adhesive plaque matrix protein-like. Lineage: Eukaryota; Metazoa; Arthropoda; Malacostraca; Decapoda; Varunidae. Bases 732 to 1316 code for a protein of 194 amino acids. The transcript has 3 exons. The record is from RefSeq and is a predicted model, not a curated record.
UUUCCUUUUACGAUUUGCCUUCCGCGACGGAGACUGACCUUUACGAGCGGCCCCUUCGUGCUGGGAAAGACGAACAGCCUGAAAAGAAUGGGCUGAACUUUCUCGCAGUCCCCUUAUAUCUGUGUGUAUCCCGUCUUUUGGGCACCUACUUAACAAUAACUAUGGAGGAUGAAUGCGGUGGAAAAUGAUACUGGCCACUUUACUCCAUAUCCCUCCUGCCUUGCUCAUGAAGAGACGCUACUUAUCUAUUGCCUACGCUGGUGAGAGUGAUGGACAACCCCUUUACCUUGUCCUCGUGCAGCAGCCAGCGUGGUGGGGGAGGCUGCAGCGUCAGGUGUCGCUCCCACGCUCUGUCGCCCCCCUGACCAGCCCCGACAGGCCAGCGUGACCGUGUUUGGCAAACUUUUUCUUCAUCGAGGAAGCCUUCCCUCUCACACCAUGAAAUGCAGUAUCGUGCCUUGCGUUCAAGCAGAAAGGAAAGGGAGAGGAAAAGAGAGAGUAAGCUCCAUUUUACAAACACAGAUGAAAACUUAACACGUAAUCUCUAAAAAUAUGCACUGAAAUAUCGUGGCAAACAGAGUCGAAAGGCGAGUCACACCCGGGUGACCAGCAGCGGCGGCGGCGGCGCGGGGUGGCGGGGCAGCUGCCGGGCGCCAUUCGGUAUAAAGGCCGGAGACUGGCAACGCACCGCCACAGACCUCCCGAGACCCGCUCACGAAGCAUCGCUCAAGAUGGUGUCCCGCGGCGUGAUUGUGGCGGCGGCGGCGCUGAUGGUGUGCGUGGUGGCGCCCGUCACCGCCGAGCCGGGCUUCUUCAAAGGGGGAUGCCGCCCGAAGGUCCAACACGUCCCGCACUACACGACGCUCUACCAGAAGGUGCCGGUCGUCCACAACGUCUACCGGGAGAAGAUUGUCCCCGCGCCUAUCUACCAGACCGAGUACAAGACCGUCUACCACACACAGUACCACACCCAGAUCGUGCCCAAGUACGUCACCAGCACCCUCUACAACACUAGGGUCGAAUACGUACCGGAGUACACCACGCAGUACCACACGGAGUACCAGCCCAAGUACGUCACCUCCACCCAGUACGAGCCCAAGUACAUCGCCAAGACCCAGUACGAGACCAAGUACCACACGAAAACCAAGUACAAGACGGUCUUCACCACGCAGUACCACCCCCAGUACGUGACGAAGAAGGACGUGCGCUUCGAGACCCAGUACAACACCCAGUACGUGCCCCAGUACCACACGGUCACCACGACGGACUACACGUACAAGACGGCGUGUCCUGAGUCCUCUUACAGCGGUUACUGAGGACGAUGAGCUGAGUUUCUUGAGGUGGCUACUGUUCCUCGCCUUGUAACAAACCUUCUUCGCUACCUCUCACAUGUCAUUAUCUCUUUCAGUUGUUUUCUUUAGUUUCUCAUACUUGAAACGCCGUGCUCUGGGUCAUCCUACAGCAGCUACAGAUGACGAGGACUGAGCUGAGUUGAGUGUCCUAGGGUGGUCAUUGCUCCUCCUUUGUCACCUCUCCCUCGGUCAUCAUCUUUUUUCGUUUUUAUCUUCCUUUCUCACACAAAGACUGAUCAUCCCCACAAAACGGCGUACUUGGUCAUCUUACAUUAACUACUGACGACGAUGACCCCGUACUGAGUGUCCUGGUGUGGUUACUGUCCCUCGGCGCCCUUGAUAACCCCCUCUCGUCCUCCUUCUCUUCUCGUCCUCCUUCUACAAGAGAGCAAGCAUAUCCUGAGUCAUCUUUCAUCAACUACUGAAGACGAUGACUAUGAAUUGAGUCUCUUGAGAUGGUCGCUCCUCGUGUCUCCUCCUCCGCCUCCACCCCCGUCAUCCUCCUCCCCCUGGUCAUCAUCUCUUGUCCGUUACUGUUCUCGUCCGUAGUUUUGUUAAUGAAUGUUGUUAUGAUAUGAAUACUGACGAUGACUAUGAGGAAAGUGUCUUUAUUGAGGUAACUACAGUCCCUCUUCAUCCGUGUAAAAUUAUUCUCCUCUUCUUCCUCCUUCCCUUCCAUGAUAGUUUACUCCAGUUGUUGUUUCCUCGUUUUUAUUUGUAGGUAAUAAUGAAAGUUGUUUACACUCUUCGCCCGUUUACUAAUCCUUCUCUUCUUCUUCUUUCUCCUCCUCUUCAUUCUCUUCCUCUUCCUUCUCCUCCCCUUUCAUGAGUAUUUCCUUCCGUUGUUAUUUUUCCGCUUCUCUUUGUGAUCAUGAAAGUUGUUUCUCUUCCUCGUAUAAAAAUUCCUCCUUUUUCUCUUUUUUCCUUAUCUUUCUUUCUUCUCUUCUUCCUUUUCCUCUUUCAUGAUUAUUUUCUUCCGUUGUUAUUUUUCCGCUUCUCUUUGUGAUCAUGAAAGUUGUUCCUCUUCCUCAUAGAAAAAAUUAUCCUCCUUUUACUCUUUUCUCCUUUUCUCUCUUCUCUUCUUCUUCCUUUUCCUCUUCCAUGAUCAUUUCCUUCCGUCCUUAUUUUUCCGUUUCUGUUUGCAGUGAUGAAAGUUGUUCCUCUUCGCCGGUAAAAAGAAAAAAAUCCUUCUCCUCCUCCUCCUCCUCCUCUUCCUUCUCAUCUUCCUUCUCCCGUUCCAUUCUCAUUUCCUUUCACUGUUAUUUUUCCGUUUCUGUUUGUGAUAAUGAAAGCUAUUCCUCUUCCCCCGUACACUAAUCCUUCUCUUCCUCUUCCUUCUCGUCGUCUUCCUUCUCAUAUCUUUCCUUCUCCUUCUCUUCCUUCUCCCUUUCCAUUCCCUUUUCCUUUCACUGUUAUUUUUUCCGUGUCUGUAUCCGAUAAUAAAAGUUGUGACAAUACUCUGGACUGACACCUGACUUUGUGUUCCCUGUUCUGACCACCCGGCUGACAGUGACUUGGCGGAAGGAGUGUUGAUUUAAGGGUGAAAAAAACAAAACAAAAAACAAAAAAAAAACAUCGGACCAUCUUGUUAUUAUUAUUUUAUUUCACUGUUUUGUUCGUCCUUUAUUUCCUCCUAUCUUGUGUACAGUAAUUGUUUUGUUUUUUUAUACGUUCUCGUGA